This is a messenger RNA of Colletotrichum karsti, 2379 nucleotides long. RefSeq names its product alpha-mannosidase family protein. Gene Ontology annotation, cellular component: nucleus; cytosol. The record is from RefSeq and is a predicted model, not a curated record. The coding region runs from base 1 to 2379 and encodes 792 amino acids. Lineage: Eukaryota; Fungi; Ascomycota; Sordariomycetes; Glomerellales; Glomerellaceae. Gene Ontology annotation, molecular function: carbohydrate binding; peptide-N4-(N-acetyl-beta-glucosaminyl)asparagine amidase activity. Gene Ontology annotation, biological process: carbohydrate metabolic process; glycoprotein catabolic process; protein deglycosylation. The transcript is spliced from 4 exons.
AUGCGACGCUUCACCCUUUUGCACAUGGCGUCGGCCGUCGCAGCACAGUCUGCCGACCUUGCCGGCUACGUGUUGACAGACACUGGCUCCGUAGGUGGAGGCAACACUUUCCCCGGAGUCUCACGGCCCCUGGGCAUGGUCAAACUGGGGCCUGACCUAGAGAACGGAGUCGACGCCUACUCCGGCUACCUUCCCGAUGGCCACUUCAUCGGCUUCUCCAUGCUGCAUGAGACCGGUACCGGCGGGGCACCCAAGUACGGCGUUGUCAACCAGAUGCCCAUCGUCGGCGACGUAGAAAACCCCCUGAGCCAGAAUACAGACACCCGGGCAAAACCCGAUGAGACUGAGGUCGGUCAUUAUAAGUCUUACCUCAGCUCUGGAGUCACUGUAGAACUCGGGGCGACAGAGAAGGCUGGGCUUUAUCAGUACAGCUUUCCCGAAAAUAAUGGUAGCGCCAACGUUAUCGUUGAUGUAUCCCAUGUCCUGCCCUCAUAUAGAGGCCAAGGUCUAGGACAAAAUUACCUGGGGGGAAAGAUUGAGGUGAAGGAGGGCGACGACUUUCAUUAUGAGGGCUUCGGAUCCUACGAUAACGGUUGGAACCGCGCUGAGGAGUGGAAGGUCUACUUCUGCGGAUACUUCGACCGCCCAGCGACUUUCAAGACAUUCCUUGGCAAGGACCUCACAUCGAAUGACUUGUCAGAGUAUGGAGCUGAAACGAGCUACGAGUCUAGAACGCAGCGGUUGGGAGCCGUCUUCACCUUUGAAGACACUGCCAUCAAUUCGAGAGUCGGAGUUUCAUUCAUCUCCACCUCUCAAGCUUGCAGUAACGUCAACUCACAAAUUCCGGCGGACACGAGCCUGUCUUCAGUCCGGGAGGCUACCCGGGAGGUCUGGAACACGCAGGUUCUUUCCAAGGUCAAGACGACCGAGACGGAUAUGACGAAGCUAAACCAGCUUUACACCGCGUUGUACUUCAUGAACCUGCUCCCGACAAACAAGACGGGUGAGAACCCCCUAUGGGACUCUGAAGAGCCCUACUACGACGACAUCUUUACGUUCUGGGAUACCUUCCGCUGCACGACCUCCCUCCUCCACAUCCUCCAACCGGUAGCCUACGAGGAAUUCAUCCGCUCCAUGAUUGAUAUCUGGCGCAAUGAAGGCUACGUGUCCGAUGCCCGCUCAUCCUUUUGGAACGGCGCCGUCCAGGGCGGCUCCAACUCCGACAACGUCCUUGCCGACGCGUACGUUAAGGGCGUCCGCGGCAAGAUCAACUGGGACGACGGGCUCAAAGCUAUGCUCAAGAACGCCGAGGUCGUGCCGCCCAACAACAACGACCCGCGCGACCGCUCCAGCUCGACCAAGGAAGGCCGUGGAGCCCUCCCGGACUGGCUCGAGUUCGGCUACAUCACGCCGACCUUCGCCCGCGCCGUGACCCGCGCCGUCGAGUACGCCACCAACGACUUUGCCAUCCACCAGGUCGCCAAGGGAAUGGGGUUGGCCGACACCGCUGACAAGUACCUCAAGCGCUCGCGCUACUGGCGCAAUCACUGGAACAAGGACAUGACGGCUCUCGGGUUCAGCGGCUUCAUGGGCCCUCGCAACUCCGACGGGAGCUUCCCGCCGCAGGAUCCCCUCGACUGCGGUGGUUGCUACUGGGCCGAGGCGUACUACCAGGCCACGCCUUGGGAGUACUCGUUCAACGCGCACCACGACGCCGCGCACAUGGUCGAGCUUGUUGGGGGCGCACAGAACUACUCCGACAGGCUGGAGAAGACGUUCGAGCCGGGGCAGUACAAGGGCAACGGCGCCUUCGGAAACACAAUCUUCAACCCCGGCAACGAGCCCAGCUUCGGCACCCCGUAUCUGUUCAAUUUCGUCAACAAGCAGCACCUCACCGUGGAGCGCUCGCGGUUCGUGGCCAAGUCGUACUACAAGCCCACGCCCGACGGCCUGCCCGGCAACUCAGACGCUGGAGCGAUGGAGUCGUGGCUGCUGUGGAACAUGAUCGGGCUCUACCCCCUGACGGGACAGACGACGUUCCUCAUCGGCUCGCCGUGGUUUUCCGACCUGAGUAUCUCGCUUGGCGGUGGACGGCAACUGAACAUCACGUCGACGGGCGGCGGUGAUGAUUCGUUUUACGUGCAGUCGCUGCGUGUCAACGGCGAGCCGUGGGAUAAGUCGUGGGUAACGUGGGGAGACAUAUUUGCUGAUGGAGGCUCGCUCGAGUUUGAGCUGGGACCGGAGCCCAAGGAGUGGGCGACAGGAGACUUGCCUCCCAGCCCGGCCAGCGAGGAUUCCCCUGAGACUGCUCCGGUGCUGAGGCAGCAACGGCGGAGGCGUUGGUGGCGCCAUGAAAUGCAAUCGGCCAACGGAUGGUGA